Molecule: messenger RNA, 380 nt
Organism: Hibiscus syriacus
Lineage: Eukaryota; Viridiplantae; Streptophyta; Magnoliopsida; Malvales; Malvaceae
Product: aldehyde dehydrogenase family 3 member F1-like
Exons: 3
Coding region: 39-380 (113 amino acids)
Biological process (GO): aldehyde metabolic process
Cellular component (GO): cytoplasm
Molecular function (GO): aldehyde dehydrogenase (NAD+) activity
Source: RefSeq, a predicted model, not a curated record
AAAGCAAAAAGCAAAGGAGAAAGCUUAAUCGUACUUCAAUGGAGGAAAUUAGCAUAGCCGAGCUCAGGGAAACUUUCGAAAGCGGGAGAACUAAAUGUGUUUCAUGGAGGAAGAAACAGCUCAAGGCUUUACUUGACCUCGUAAGUGAAAACGAGGACUCCAUUUUCAAAGCUUUGGAUCAGGAUCUGGGAAAGAGUCCAGUUGAAUCAUAUAGAGAUGAGGUAGGGGUUGUAAAGAAAUCAGCCACCUAUAGUUUGAGCUGCCUCGACAAAUGGGUGGCCCCUAAGAAGGGUGAUUUAUCGUUGCUUUUAUUUCCUUCAAAAGCAGAAGUGAUACCUGAACCUCUCGGUGUAGUUCUGAUUUUUGUAGAAUCAAAAUAG